UGUCAAUCAAUCAUCCCACUCUUUUUCUUUUCAGUUUCCGUUUUCCCAAUAAUGUUUGCUGCUGCUGCUCGUGCCAUUGCUGCCAACGCGCGCUCGUACGCCACUGCCGCUGCCGGCGUCUCUGCUGAGGAGGCCCACGCCGCCCACGCCACCGUCACCUGGAAGCGAAUCUCGCUGUUUGUCGCCUUCCCGGCCGUCCUGCUCGCCACUGCCAACGCUGUGGCCGCUCACGAGGAGCACCACGACUAUAUUGCGUACCCCCACCUGCGCAUCCGCAACAAGGCUUUCCCUUGGUCUGACAGCGACCACUCGCUCUUCCACAACCCGCACACCAACCACUAAACGCAGCUCUGUCCAGCGUGAUUUGGUCAUAUCUGCUAGUCCAGACCAGCUUUUGUUUUUUCGUCUGCUUGUCUUUCGUGCCUGUCCAAGCAGUUGUCGUGAAUGUAGUGCCCCCUGUGUAUUUUGUGUGUGUGUGUGUGUGUGUGUAAGUGUGUGUCCUUUGUGCAUCAACACGCGUUGUUGCUCCAUUCUGGUCCAAUCAUCUCCAUUGUGCACAAACCCGCAAUUUAUUCGACAAAUUCAU
Molecule: messenger RNA, 586 nt
Organism: Capsaspora owczarzaki ATCC 30864
Lineage: Eukaryota; Filasterea; Ministeriida; Capsasporidae
Exons: 3
Coding region: 52-342 (96 amino acids)
Biological process (GO): mitochondrial electron transport, cytochrome c to oxygen
Cellular component (GO): mitochondrial inner membrane
Molecular function (GO): enzyme regulator activity
Source: RefSeq, a predicted model, not a curated record